Messenger RNA from Solea senegalensis (Senegalese sole), 5108 nucleotides. RefSeq names its product DIS3 like 3'-5' exoribonuclease 2 (gene dis3l2). The coding region runs from base 142 to 3333 and encodes 1063 amino acids. The record is from RefSeq and is a predicted model, not a curated record. Gene Ontology annotation, cellular component: P-body; exosome (RNase complex). Lineage: Eukaryota; Metazoa; Chordata; Actinopteri; Pleuronectiformes; Soleidae. The transcript has 21 exons. Gene Ontology annotation, biological process: miRNA catabolic process. Gene Ontology annotation, molecular function: RNA binding; 3'-5'-RNA exonuclease activity.
UUUUUACGACUGCACUUAAACGUAGCCUGGUUAUAGCCAUUCGUAACAGUGGCGGACGUGAACGCAGCAGCUAGCAGUUUUGUCCUGAACGACACUCAAGGCUUCAACACCAAGUUUUAAAGUGUUUUUAGGAACUCCCAAAUGGAUUCACCUCGACAAUCUACAAAUGCUAUCCGGAGUCAAGAAGUAAAGCGCAGCCAGAAUCAUUCAAGCUCUACACGUAAAGACGCCUAUGCUAGGCUUCUCAGCCAGCAUCACAGCAGCAAGUUCAAUUUGUAUUUAGAUCAAUAUGCAAAGGACUUGUCUUAUCAAAGGGAGGAAAAUUUACCAAGUUCUCUGCUCAAAGCCCAAAGUGACAGGCUGAAUAUACCACAGCGCAAAAGGGACCAAGUGCCCAAUAGUUUCUCCGAUUCAAGUGACUUCUCCCCCUCUUCCUUGAAAAGUAAAGGAGAGGAGAGUUCAUUGUCUUUGUACAUGGAGAGACUCAGCAGCCGCAAGGCCCUGCAGGACUGCGAAAGGCAGCAAGAUGUGUCUGACAGGCAGCGACGGGGGCAGAGAAGGGACACCACAACCAGCCACGAUGGCGACAUAGAGUCUGGUGAGGAGAUUGGUUUUUUGGCACCUAAUGACUCACAUAAACAACUGAAGCAGCAGAAGAAAAACAAGGACUUAAAUAGAGAUGUUAUUUCAAAAGAGACCAGCCCACCUGCUGGAUGCUCACAGUCUCCAAAGAAAGCUGGUACAAGUGGACAGGAAAAAGAGAAGUCCAAGAAGCAAAAGAAAAAGAAUCUGCCCCAGGACCUAGAACAAAAGAGAGGCAGAGAAGAGCCUGCAGCUAAAGCUCAGAUGUCCAGGCCCAAGUCUCCUAAUGGGAAGGACAAAAAAACACAGCAGCCCAAAGCGUCAGCUACUUAUUCUCCAGCUGAAAAAAACAAAAAUGAAGGUGGCAGAGGAUCAAAGAAACAAGUGUUUGAACCCUAUAGGACUCUUGAGGAGGUUUCCGAUGGCCUGAAAAGAGGAGAGCUCAUUCAGGGACAAUUACGAAUCAACCCCAAGAAGUACCAGGAAGCUUUCAUCCCAUCUCUUGAUGACACACGGGACAUAUUUCUGGAUGGGAUUGUAGCUCGUAACAGAGCUCUGAAUGGAGACGUUGUGGUGGUGCAGCUCUUACCACGGGAACAGUGGAAGGUUGUACGGUCAGAUACUGACUGUGAGGGUGCCAGUGGGUCAGAGACCCAGAAAGAAAACUUAGUGCAAACCACGCAGAAGAAGAGAGAGCAUACCCCCAGGCCUGAUGGUAUUGUGGAGGGUCAGUGUAGUGACCAGGAUGAACUUAUCAGCAAAGUUCACAAUAUGUCCCUUGCUGGCACAGGGGGGCUGCAGGAGAACCGUUCAAUCCCACGUUCCAAUGGGGAGAUACUCCAAAAGACAGCUAAAGUGGUGUACAUAGUUGAAAAGAAACACUCAAGGGCAGCAACAGGCUUCCUGAAGUUCCUACCUGAUAAACCCUUUGCCAUGUUCUCCCCCGUGGACCAUCGGAUGCCACGGAUUAACGUUCCGCUGGCAGACUGUCCCGAAGACUUCAGUUCCCGUCCGGGUGACUACGUCAACACAUUGUUCAUCUGUCGCAUCACCAACUGGUCAGCCGACAGUAACUUCGCAGAAGGUCGACUUGCAAAGACUCUUGGUCAAGCUGGAGAAAUCGAGCCAGAGACGGAAGGCAUCCUGAUGGAGUACGAUGUUGACUUUUCUGAGUUCUCUGAUGAGGCGUUGGACUGUCUCCCCAAGAACCUUCCCUGGACAAUUCCACCUGAGGAGUUGAGGAAGAGGAGAGACCUGAGGAAGGAGUGUAUCUUCACAAUUGACCCUGCGACUGCCAGAGAUCUUGACGACGCCCUGUCCUGUAAACAACUCCCAGAUGGAAACUUUGAGGUGGGAGUCCACAUUGCUGAUGUCAGUUACUUUGUGGAGGAGGAUAAUGCUCUGGAUGCCACUGCCAGCCAAAGAGCAACUAGUGUGUACCUGGUUCAAAAGGUGAUUCCCAUGUUACCCAGGCUGCUCUGUGAGGAGCUGUGCAGUCUCAACCCUCUCACUGACAGACUCACCUUCUCCGUCAUUUGGAAAAUCACACCCGAGGGGAAGAUCCUGAGUGAGUGGUUUGGCCGUUCAGUUAUCUGCUCCUGCGUCAAGUUGAGUUAUGACCAUGCUCAGAGCAUGAUUGAAGCCCCUGAGAAGAUGUUCUCCACUGAGGAGCUGCCACCCAUGGACCCUGUGCAUCCCAUCGAUGAGAUCCACCAGGCUGUGCUAAACCUGCACUCUAUUGCCAAGAACCUCCGAGCUCAGCGCUUUUCAGGCGGAGCCCUCAGACUAGACCAGAUGAAACUGUCCUUCACUCUGGAUAAGGAGACCAUGAUGCCUCAAGGCUGCUAUGUUUACCAGUACAGAGACAGUAACAAGUUGGUGGAAGAGUUCAUGCUACUUGCCAACAUUGCCACCGCUCACCACAUUUACCGCAAAUUUCCUGAGCUGGCCCUGCUCAGACGCCACCCUCCACCAAAAGCCAAGAUGGUGGAUGAGCUGCAGGAGCUGUGCGACCAGUUAGGCAUUGACCUUGACCUGUCGUCUGCAGGAGCAUUGCACAGGACUCUCAACACCACUCUUGGUGAUGAUGAAUACACCAGUGCCAGAAAAGAAGUUCUCACCCACAUGUGCUCCAGACCCAUGCAGAUGGCGCUCUACUUCUGCACAGGUGCAGUAAAGGACGAGCAGCAUUUUAAGCACUACGCCCUCAACGUUCCUCUCUACACACACUUCACGUCACCCAUCAGACGCUACGCUGACAUUAUCGUGCACCGGCUGCUGGCUUCUUCCCUGAAGUGUGGGCCUCACUUAGGACUGUCACAACAAGAAGUGGAAAAACAGGCUUCACAUUGUAAUGACAAGAAAACUCUGUCAAAGAGAGUUCAGGAGCUCAGCUCUGACCUCUUCUUUGGAGUGUUUGUAAAGGAGUGUGGCCCCCUGGACUCCGAGGCAAUGGUGAUGGGAGUGUUGGAUCAGUCCUUUGAUGUGCUGGUUCUCCGCUACGGAGUGCAGAAACGCAUCUACUGCAAGUCUGUUGUAGGCGUUGACUCAUUUCACCAUCAUAAAGUGGGGAAGAAAUCUGAACUGACUCUGGUGUGGACACCAGACGACAUGGAGAAAGCGCCAGUCGAGCAGAUCAUCUCCAUCUUCACUUUGGUGGAGGUGCAGCUGAAAGCCGACGCUGCUCCGAUGAAAUACAGUGCCGUUCUGAAGAGGCCCGAUGAUGACCAAUCACUAACACUGAUGACUUGAUUGCACAUUUUCCAUUAGCUGAUUAAUAGACAUGAUGUGUAGUUUAGAAGCAAUAUUACUGAGGUAAGCAAAGAAGUCACUGAUCAGAUCAGAGUCGGAUUUAAUUUGCAGUUACCGCUGAGUUUCACUCUAAAAUGUCCACUCCAGUGGUGAUUUAUGUUUUAACCCAUCCAUCCAUAUUCCCUUGUAUUAUAGUGUUUCCUUCUAGCUUUUCUUUUAGCUUCUAUUCAUUCCUAUAUUAUACACAAGUGAAUGAACACUAAAAUGCAACUGGGAAAAAUCCAAAGCACAUAUAUGGACUAACAGUCAAUUUGUUAAAAAAUAAUGAAUCCAUUCAAGCAUUAAAGAAAGUGACUACUUAAGGAAACUCGGUAUUAAUUUCAAAUUAAAUUUGGGCUCAGGUCUCACUGUGAAAAAAAACAAGACAGCAAUAACUUAUUUGGCUGUUGAUUUAUUGACCUAAUGAGGUCAGUGUUGUGAUAUAAUUGUUGCACACUGUCAGUUGUGUGAAAACUUACUUUUAACCAUUUUAGUUUAAUACCAAUGGCUGGUUUCCUGAUGUCCUUGAAAGAGGAGGGACUGCACCGCACUAUUGAGUUGAACUUGUUGGUGGUGUUGUGUUUGUAAUGUAACAUAUGGUCACAGAGGAGCUGUAAAAGUUUGACUACAGAUAUAAUUUUCAUAGGAACUAAAUAACACCUGCCACUAUGUGUCAUUAUAUGACUUUUUAUAUUGCCAGAGUGUCUAUUUAUAGAGUUUUAUUCAGGAAGAGUUUUCCUUUGGAUUUUUCUGUCAUGUCAUGAAGUAUAGCUCAUAGGAUUUUAUUUUAUUUUUUAUUGAGUUUUUUCCAGAUGUAGGUAAAGGCGGUAUGCAAAUAAGGCCAAAGUGUUAUUAUUUAUCAACUCAUUGUUAUUGUUUUUAAAAGAAUGGGAAUGACUUGAAUGUGUAUUGCUGCUGUAAAGUGAUCUGUGGCCUUUAAAUCUUAAUUAAUUUUGUUGGCUUGUGUGCUGUGGAGUGUUUUUAGCUGUUUGUUGUUGUACUUUGUGGACUUCAUUAAUAUCACCUGUGAAUUUCAGCCUUAAUUCCAUCAAGCAAACAGUCUGUCAGUGCCAUGUCAUCACAAAGAUUACCUACUAUACGGGUAGUCUAUGCUUCUUCUUUUUUUUUUAAAUUAGAAUGUUUUUUUUUUUCUUGGCAUUGUUUGGCAAUUAGCUUACCAGCUAAUCAAUUGACAAUGUGUGGCAUAUAUAUAUACUGCUCAGAAGUUGAAGGGAACACCUAAAUCACAAUUAAAAACUCGUCUACCGCUUUAUCCUCCACAUGAGGGUCGCGGGGUGGCUGGUGCCAAUCCCAGUUGACAGUCGGGCACUCUCCGAAAAGGAUGCCAGGCCACCACAGGUAACGCAUAGAGACAAACAGCCGUUCACUCACACACUCGCAUGUACAGGUGAUUGUUGUGUCAAAUUAACCUCUACAUGAUACAAAUUUGAUAUACAUUUCUUCGACAAGAAAAAUCACCCACUCAGAAUCAGUGACGAUGAGGUUUUGUCUUCCCUUCAUAUUUUUUUGAGCAGUGUAUUUGAAAUUUAUUUUAAACCCUGCAAAUAAUCAAAUAUUAUAGUGUUAAAUGUGUUGGAAAAAUAAUUAAUCUCACUAUUGUCUCACAAUAAAAAAACAACUUCUAAUCCAAGAGAAGUUAAACUGUGUGUACAGUCACCUGUAACUUCUAUUGUGUUGAUAAUAGCCAGCAGUAAAAUACAUGAAAUCCACUGUAA